AGGCGUCCUCAACCUCUGAGACAGCUCCACCAUGUCUUUCCUCUGGCUUCUCUCCUGCUGGGCCCUCUUGGGCACCACCUUUGGCUGCGGGGUCCCCGCCAUCCACCCUGUGGUCAGUGGCCUGUCCAGGAUCGUCAACGGCGAGGACGCCAUCCCCGGCUCCUGGCCCUGGCAGGUGUCCCUACAGGACAAAACCGGCUUCCACUUCUGCGGGGGCUCCCUCAUCAGCGAGGACUGGGUGGUCACCGCUGCCCACUGUGGGGUCAAGACCUCUGAUGUGGUGGUGGCUGGGGAGUUUGACCAGGGCUCUGAUGAGGAGGACAUCCAGGUCCUGAAGAUUGCCAAGGUCUUCAAGAACCCCAAGUUCAGCAUAUUCACCGUGCGCAAUGACAUCACCCUGCUGAAGCUGGCCACGCCCGCCCGCUUCUCCCAGACGGUGUCCGCUGUGUGCCUGCCCAGCGCUGAUGACGACUUCCCCGCAGGGACUCUGUGUGCCACCACAGGCUGGGGCAAGACCAAGUACAAUGCCCCCCAGACCCCUGACAAGCUGCAGCAGGCAGCCCUGCCCCUCCUGUCCAACACUGAAUGCAAGAAGUUCUGGGGCAGCAAGAUCACUGAUGUGAUGAUCUGCGCUGGGGCCAGUGGCGUCUCCUCCUGCAUGGGUGACUCCGGCGGCCCCCUGGUCUGCCAGAAGGACGGAGCCUGGACCCUGGUGGGCAUCGUGUCCUGGGGCAGCGGCACCUGCUCCACCACCACGCCCGCCGUGUAUGCCCGCGUCACCGCGCUUAUGCCCUGGGUUCAGGAGAUCCUGGCCGCCAACUGAGCCUGAGGCUUCUGCCACCCCCACCCCAUGAUUCCCCAUUAAAAGCAUCUGUUCAGAAUCUCUGA
This is a messenger RNA of Otolemur garnettii (small-eared galago), 888 nucleotides long. RefSeq names its product chymotrypsinogen B2. Bases 32 to 823 code for a protein of 263 amino acids. Gene Ontology annotation, biological process: proteolysis. NCBI's taxonomy places the organism in Eukaryota, Metazoa, Chordata, Mammalia, Primates, Galagidae. The transcript has 7 exons. The record is from RefSeq and is a predicted model, not a curated record. Gene Ontology annotation, molecular function: serine-type endopeptidase activity.